AAGUCUAUGUCAUUAAACCUGGAUGUUUAUUUUAAUUGCAAGGACAGCCCCCAUUCACCCUCUAUUAAUGCCCCUAAUGGGCUUUCCUCGACCAUACCAUCGUAUCAUCCCAUUGACGAUAUAACAUUCCGUGAGCACCUUGAACCAGAGACUGAUGAUCAUUAACCUAGUGACAUGCUUCAUUCUCGUCUUACUUUGUAGCCUACUGCUGACGCCCUUCGCCGAUUGGUUUCCAACUCAACCCAGAGCACUGGCACACUCGAUUUGAGGCAAGCGCUGCUACAGACUUUAGAAGACGUAGGAGAUUGUCUCUCACCUUUCGUCAUAAGAAGCUUGGAGCUGCUGGCGGAUUUAGCAGGAUCUGCCUUUUGAUUCGUCCACUCAGCUGACUUAGCCUACCUUAACGCUUAAACAAAUCAGCCGGGAAACCGACAAGGGAAAGCGCAACCUUAGUUUGAAACGCAAAUAGAAUAGCAUGGCAACUAUACAACUGCAGAAGACAACGAAAAAGUAACAAAGAUAAGAAAGAAUAAGAAAGUCUCGUUGGAUAGCUCGGGGUGUUUGUGUGUGCGUGGUUGUUUCUGCUGCAGCCAGUUCUCCUCACCCUCUCGGCCGGGGUUGAGCGUCUUUCCGCCUUGGAGGUGCUGAUCUCACACCGCUGUCCUGUCGUGGAAGGUCCGCUCUCUUUUUUUUAAUUUGCCGUGAGACAAACGCCCGAAGAUUCAACGAAAACUUUUUUCUAGACUUUUGGAUAUAAUACUUCGAUGAAAACGUGGGCUAAAGCCGUUCUCCCGUGGACGAGGAGUCGAAGAAGGACUUUACGAACCUUCACCGUCGGCGACGAUGUCGGACAACUCCACUGAAUGGACUGAGAACAACACCCGGAUAGUUGUUGCGUUGGCCCACAACAGCUAUAAUUUUCCGGCUCUCAUAUUCGGGAUAUUACUGACAAUAGUUAUCACUGGCGGAAAUGUGCUCGUAUGUGUUAGUGUGUAUUUGGAAAAAGCGUUGAAAACGACAACAAACUAUUUUAUAGUCAGUUUGGCAUUUGCCGACCUACUUCUGGCCAUUCUCGUUUUGCCACUUUUUGUUUAUACACAGUUUCAGGGUGGAGUGUGGACCUUGAACAUGGUGGUGUGUGAUGGGCUGAUGACCAUGGAUGUGAUGCUUUGCACUGCAUCCAUAUUUAACCUCUGUGCCAUCAGUGUGGACAGGUUCAUCGCCGUGUCCAUACCCCUGAACUACAACCGCAAACACGUGGACCACCGUCAGAUCGUGCUGCUGUCCGCCACCUGGCUCCUGGCCCUGGCCGUGGCGUCCCCCGUCAUGUUCGGCAUCAACCGCGUGCCCCGGCGCGACCCCAGCGAGUGCAAGCUGGAGGACGACAACUACGUCAUCUACUCCUCCGUCUGCUCCUUCUUCAUCCCCUGCCCCAUCAUGCUGCUGCUCUACUUCGCCAUGUUCCGGGGGCUGCGGCGCUGGGAGGAGUCCCGCAAGGCCAAGCUCAAGACCAGCAUCGAGGUGUGCCGGAAGCUGCAGCACGCCGCCGCCGCCGUCAACGCCGGCAGCGUGGCGGGCGCCCACGGCAACGGGCCGACCGUCAGGGGCACCAUCCCCGGCCCGCUCCCCAUGCCCCUGCCGCGCAUCAUCGAGAGGGACCUGGCCCAGACGCGGCUGGAGGAGAUGGAGGACUCCAUGGAGCCGGAGAUCCCUUACCCGCGGCAGUACCGGGAGAACUCUGUCCCGACUCUGACCUACCACCACCAGCACAGGAAGAAGAGGGCCAAGAUCAAUGGGCGCGAGCGGAAGGCCAUGAGGGUCCUCCCAGUUGUGGCUGCUUCCUCUUCUGCUGGACUCCCUUCUUUGUGGUGCACACAACCCGUGCCAUAUGCUCUACGUGUGACAUUCCCGCUAGUCUGAUGGACAUCGUCACGUGGCUGGGCUACGUGAACAGCGCGCUCAACCCCAUCAUCUACACCAUCUUCAACACCGAGUUCAGGAAGUUCUUUAAGAAGUUCCUGCAUGGCUUUUGCUGCCAUAAGAUCUCCCUCUUCCGUGGCUGAUGGAAAGUUUGCAGGGAUGCUGAUGACCCACGCCCCGCGGUUAUGUCCGUCGACCACCAUGGCUGGGAUUUAUGAUUUGAUGCUUGAAUGGACCCUGUGGUUGGUUAACGGUGGAUAUAUGGUGGUGUAGGAUCUGUGCCCUUGGAGGGCCCAAGGCAUGUCGGAUCUCUUGCGAAGGCGUUGGAAAGGGCUUAGCCGAAGCUGCCCCGUGAAACAUCGGCCAAUAAAGGAAAGUCUUUAGGGGUCUAUCUGUAAUGUUUCUCAGUUCUGAAUAUUCUUGAAGUGUAUUCUGUAAUGUUUACAUUUAGCUUCGUCCCUGGGUGGAAGAAACUAGAAUUACGCGGUUCUUGCAAUGCAUAUUCGAUUUUAUAAUACAUAUAAUGUAUGAUAUAUAUGUAUAUCUACAUAUAUAUAUUUAAAAAUGCAUGUAUUCAAUUGUAUAUUGUAGUUAUAUGCCUUAAAUUUGAGUAAUAUAUUUAAGUCCUCUAAGAUAUAACACACACACACACACACACACACAUACACAAUCUCAAUCUCCCACACACGCACACGUACACAAUAAUUAAAUACAUGUGUUAUAGAAAUCUUUGUACUAGAUUGUAUUACUGCAAUAUGUUCAUUUUCAUAAUGUUGUUGUAGAGAACAACAGCAGUGUGCAUUUGUUCUGGUGUUAAGUUUGCUUGUGAAUGUACCAGCCCUGUACUGGCUUUAAGGGUAGAAUAAUGGACCCACUUUUGGCCUCGUAAUUGUCAUAAAGGACAAUGUCUACCAUUCAGUUUUAUUAUACGUUGAAGGUCUUGGAUAUUUAAUGCUUAAUGCAAAUCAAUGGGCCAAAACAGCAUACAGUAGAUUAUAUUAUGUCCUAUGUAAAGUACAUUUGCAUGUAAAGGCAAGGUAACUUCGGAUUGAUAAAGUCUCGAAGGCUACAGUUACACUUGUUGCUUCAACGUGACUUAUGCACCAAUCUGGAUUCACAAAAGUUGCAUUAAGCUAACAUUUUGGGCGGCUACACUGUCGUAAGUGUGGAUGGUAGUCACUCCUGAAAACCCGUACAUGAAUACUUAAAAUGACUUGCAAACCCCUAUCAGUUCUUCCUAGGUCAUUAGCAUAUUCUCCUAAUUGGGGUCGGAGGUGAAAGCCACUUAGGCUAAUGAGUGGCUGCCCACUAACUGAUUGAAAUCGUCUGCUCUCUCCUAAGCAAGUUUUAACAUGUAGUUCAAUGUAAAAGUGUAGAUAUUGUGCGUCAAAACAGCGCUGGCCAGUCAUAGGCCUACCUAGAGCCUAUAGUAAUAUCAUAACAGUAAGGGGACAUACAUCGCAAAUGACCUACAUAUAUCACCAUUUACUCUCUCUGGACAUCCAAGUACCAUCAUGUGACACCAUGUUGCCUCCCCACGACACGGGUGACCUGACCCACUCCCUGUAAUACGAUUAAUAAGCCUGCCUGUCAAUAAUCAGCUCCGCACAGCCGCUCCUUCCUACAGACAGACAGCGUUUCACAGACUAUAAUCAAUGGCUACAGUGUUUCGUGUCAUUUUAUGUUUGUGUCUUUGCCCAAAGGAUCACUUGCAACACGAAAAAAUAACAACUCCUGUCAUACGUCUUGCUGUUUCUCAGGAGAUCCGAAACACAGUUCCGACCCAGAGAGCUUGAAUGCAGAAGGCAGAGCUGAAAUGACAAUUGUAACUGCGGCCAAAAUCCUGUGCUAGUGGUUUACAGAUGUCUGUGAUCAUCCUACAAGUCUGGGUCUGUGUGUUUGUAAGCUAAUGAGUUGCGUGUAUACAUUUUGUGAUAUUACAGUACCUUGCCUGCUAAGAACUGUUGGGUUACUGACAGUGCCUAUAAUGUAUGCCAUAUCCACGUUUUAUGUGGAAAGCUUUCUAUUAAAGAUCCACAUCUUUUCAAGCGUUAA
Molecule: messenger RNA, 3975 nt
Organism: Gadus morhua (Atlantic cod)
Lineage: Eukaryota; Metazoa; Chordata; Actinopteri; Gadiformes; Gadidae
Gene: drd4b
Product: dopamine receptor D4b
Exons: 4
Coding region: 844-1920 (358 amino acids)
Biological process (GO): negative regulation of cytosolic calcium ion concentration; negative regulation of adenylate cyclase activity; phospholipase C-activating dopamine receptor signaling pathway
Cellular component (GO): plasma membrane
Molecular function (GO): dopamine neurotransmitter receptor activity, coupled via Gi/Go; G protein-coupled receptor activity
Source: RefSeq, a predicted model, not a curated record